UGUUUCUCCCCUUUUUUUUCUCCGCUCCUCCCGUUUCUCAUUUCUGCUUGCUACUGCUGCCGCCUAAUUAAUUAUUUUAUUUCAUCAUUUUUCUUUUUUUCUUCUUUUAUUUAUUUCAUUUUCAAUAUUUUUAUUUUUUUAAAAACAUUAACCAAUACCUCUUCUUCUUUCUUUCAUCCCCAUUCUUCUUCUUCUCUCUCUCUCUCUUCUUUCUCUCUCUUAUUUUGACCUAAAUUUCAUGUAACAGUGGGAAUUGCGUGUUCGAAUUCGCAGUUUCCUGUGAUCGAUUACACUCAAAUUGAUCAGAACGUUUUGAUCAACAGUGUUGUUGUGGAUUUAGCGGCGGUGUGGAAAUUCGGGGUGGUGGUGGUUUUUGUUGUUUGAUUCAUUGAUUGAUAAGGUUUGCAUGUCUGUGUGUUGAAGAGGGGGUCCUCUGCUACGGUGUGGAGGAUUCCCGUGAUGAACUGUAAUUGUUGUUGUUGCUGAAAUCCGUGGCGAUUUUAUUUGUUAUUGUUGUUUGUUUCGAGUUGGUUUGAAUUGUUGAGGUGAAAUGUUUGCUUCGGUUGGGAAUGGGGGAAAUGAGGGAGAUGGAGUUUCCGGAUCCAUUUUGAUUCCGAAGCGGUUUGUUUGGCCUUAUGGUGGAACAAGGGUGUCUCUGAUUGGUUCUUUCACGAGAUGGUCAGAACAUAUACCUAUGUCUCCGAUGGAGGGAUGCCCUGCAGUAUUUCAAGUUAUUUGGAGCUUAACGCCGGGAUAUCACCAGUACAAAUUUAUUGUGGACGGUGAGUGGCGGCAUGAUGAACAGAAGCCAUUUGUAAAUGGGAACUAUGGACCAAUGAAUACUAUUUACUUAGCGAGAGAACCAAAUACUUUACCUACCAUCUCGAGUGCUGAAACGCCUGGUAGAUCCAACAUGGAUGUUGAUAAUGAUGUCUUUGGGCAUGUGGGAACUAAUCCAAGGAUGCUGGGGUCUGAUCUGGAGGUCUCUCGCCACCGUAUAUCUAUAUUCUUGUCUACACAUACGGCAUAUGAUUUGCUUCCUGAGUCAGGAAAGGUCGUUGCCUUGGAUAUAAAUUUACCAGUUAAGCAAGCAUUCCAUGCUUUGCACGAACAGGGUGUGUCUAUGGCUCCUCUAUGGGAUUUUGGCAGGAGUAAGUUUGUUGGAGUGCUUAGUGCAAUGGACUUCAUUCUAAUAUUGAAAGAGCUGGGGAAUCAUGGAUCAAAAUUGACUGAAGAACAACUUGAGACUCACACUAUAGCUGCCUGGAAAGAGGGUAAAUUACAGCAACGCAGAGCAGUUGAUAGUAAUGGGGGAUCAUAUCCUUCCCUUUUUGUUCAUGCUGGGCCUCAUGAACAUCUAAAAGAUGUGGCUUUGAAGGUUUUGCAAAAUAAGGUAUCGACGGUUCCAAUCAUCCAUUCUCCUUCAGAGGACGGUUCAUUUCCUCAACUGCUACAUCUUGCUUGCCUAUCAGGAAUACUAAAAUGUAUAUGCAGGCAUUUUAAGUACUCAUCUAGUUCUUUACCGAUUCUUCAAAUUCCGAUUGGUUCAAUACCUUUGGGUACAUGGGUGCCUAAAGUUGGGGAACCAAAUGGACAGCCAUUUGCAAUGCUAAGGCCAAAUGCUUCUCUUGGUGCUGCUCUGUCGAUGUUUGUUCAAGCUGGAGUUAGCUCAAUACCGAUUGUGGAUGAUAAUGACUCAUUGGUUGACAUAUAUUCAAGAAGUGAUAUUACUGCAUUGGCUAAAGAUAAAGCUUAUACUCGGAUAUCUCUCGAUCAAAUUAGUAUUCAUCAGGCAUUGCUUUUGGGACAGGAUGUGAAUUCUCCUUUUGGGCUUCACAGUGGCCCCAGAUGUCACAUGUGUUUGAGGUCUGAUUCGUUGCAUAAAGUGAUGGAGCGGUUGGCAAGCCCAGGGGUUAGGAGACUUGUGAUUGUGGAGGCUGGCAGCAAGCGCGUGGAAGGGAUUAUUUCUUUAAGUGACGUUUUCAAAUUCUUGUUAGGCUAAUUGGUAUGUAUUUGCCAUCUUAUAUGAAGGAAAUAGCAGAGUUAGUAGCAUUGGAACUUGUUUUCUGAGCUGCUCACUUUUCAAGAGUUUUUGGCUGGAUGGGUAUCUUUAGAUGUUUGCCCACAUGCUUUUUUGGGAUAGAAAUUGGAGAGAAAAGUCUGUAAAUGGAGGAUCUGUUUUCUCUUUAAACAUCUCAACUCGCGUUCUCCUUCGUGCCGGCACAUCUUCAAUAUUUGUGUCCAGUGCUAACAGAAAUCUAGGAGAAACUCUGGGAAAAAAAGUAAAAAUAAGAAAAGCUAGGAAAAGAUGAAAUAUUGAGCCGUAUGCAAGCAAGCAUGCUGUUGGCCGGUUGUAUCCUUGUAAUUUAAGUUGUUUUUGUCAGAUCAUUAUGACUUUAGAUUUCUGCUGACAAGUUCAUUAAUUAUAUAUCUUUGGAUCUUAAUUACUUUGUAAAA
This is a messenger RNA of Lotus japonicus, 2457 nucleotides long. RefSeq names its product sucrose nonfermenting 4-like protein. The transcript is spliced from 14 exons. Bases 551 to 2002 code for a protein of 483 amino acids. NCBI's taxonomy places the organism in Eukaryota, Viridiplantae, Streptophyta, Magnoliopsida, Fabales, Fabaceae. The record is from RefSeq and is a predicted model, not a curated record.